Gadus chalcogrammus (walleye pollock) is the source of this 3445-nucleotide messenger RNA. Its product is annotated as serine protease FAM111A-like. The record is from RefSeq and is a predicted model, not a curated record. Gene Ontology annotation, biological process: proteolysis. Bases 707 to 2320 code for a protein of 537 amino acids. Lineage: Eukaryota; Metazoa; Chordata; Actinopteri; Gadiformes; Gadidae. Gene Ontology annotation, molecular function: serine-type peptidase activity. The transcript is spliced from 3 exons.
AAAAAAAAAGAACAAAAUGGGGUAAAAGACAAUGUUAGAAGGCUUUCAGGCUUCAGGCUUUUAAAUUAAACAUUCACCUUGUCAAUCUUUAAUCGAUCAAUCGUACUUUAGCACUUAAUGUGCCAUUUCCCUUCUGCCAGCCAGAUGUCUGACUUUUUAUAGCCCCAGUGCGUCCAUCUUUUUCCUAAUGACUUAAAGCUAAGCGAAUGGUUGAGCGGCAGUGCAGAGUCCCGCCUCCCGCUACUUCAGAUGUUCGACCUGAGAUCGCCUGCAAACGCAUUCGCAACCGUCUUCACUCAACUCGGUGGCCAAGCAGCAGUGAGAACAUCUUUCUUUAUUCUCAGCACAGCAAGAACUUCAUCAAGCUUCCGGCCGACUCGAGCGCUUUCUAAACCGGACCGCAGCCUCCUGGAGAUAAUGGAAGUGAAAAAGGAAAUGGAUGAUGAAUACUGUGGGAAACCGGAGGGAAAGGCCAGAGAGCUGCAUGGACAUCAAUUUUCCUUUAAGUUUGAAAACAAAGAUGCAGUUUACGAUGUUGUCUGCAAGCAGGAAGGAACUAUCUACGAAUCACUUCAGAACAGUGAUGUGUUUAAAGAGAAUGCUUCCGUAAACCAACACAAAGAACUUGUUAUUUUACAUAGACCGAAGCAAAGCUAUCGGUUUACAUUAUCCAUGCCACAAAUUGACUAAACUUGAUAAACUUGAUAUGAAACCCCUGACUAUUGCGUACAUCAAGAAGGAAGCAAAGAACAAGACACCUACCACAAGCAGCAAGGAUAAAAAAGAAAAUCAUGGAGAGUUUGUAACAUUUGCUGUAAAAACAACUGGAGGUAUUAACAUUCUUUCUAAGGUUAUGAAAAAUGUUGGGCUGAGAAAGAGAGUGGAUGAGGUUAUUUUGUAUGGAUACAAAGGUCAAACAAUCAGAGAAGCUCUGGUGCAAGAUGCACGUUUUAGUGACGAGGUAUUGCAAAACCGCUCUAACAAUUAUUUUCUGGAGGAUACAGAGGAUGGUAGUAACAAGCAAAUGUCCCUUCCUAUAGAUUAUCUUGAUGGUAAAUGUUUCAAGAUAACAAAACCAAAACCGCAGGUAUCCCUUGGUGCUGCAAACCAUGAUGCACCACAGGAGGCAACAUCAAGUAAGACUGCAAGCUCGAACAGUCCAACAUCAGUGCAAAAUGGGAGACAUCAGCCAACCCCAAGCACUAGCCAUCAGCCAUCCCCAAACAAGAGCAAUCAGCAAUCCACCUAUCAGCCUAUACCGAACUCUAAGGACCUGUUGCAACUCCUUCGUUCUCAGUUUAAAGAUCUUGUCGAAGUAAUGAUAGGACGCCAGAAUCCUACUCCUCAAGCUGUCAAAAAACAUCUCUCUCAAGAGUUUGGGAAAAGGACAGAGCUUUGCCAUGAGGUGAGAGCAAUGAGGAGGUUUCUAGAGCUUGGUGAUUCUGUUUGCCAGGUGAGAAUAGAUGACUCGGCAGCAGGGAGUGGCUUUCUUCUAUAUGGAAAGUACAUCCUAACAAACGCACACGUAGUCCUUGAUGAAGCAAAAAGAGAAAAAAGGGAAAACAUAACUGUUAUUUUCUCCUAUGAGAAACUUUCAGACAUCCAUCAGUCAAUCGGUGUGGAGGUCGUUGCCGGUGUCUCUAAUGUUGACGAUGAAGGCCACAAGCAUGAUUGGGCUUUGCUGGAGGUCUCUGGUGAUCAAAAAAACGGACCAAUAAAGGCAAAGCCUCUACUUGAGCGCUUGGGACCGGUUACUGAUAGUGGUCAGAUUUGCAUCAUCGGGCACCCGGAAGGGAAGGUCAAAAAGAUAGACCCAUGCUUCACAAUCUCUCAUUCUGAACGUGGGCAAAAUACUCUGUUUUUAACUAGCAAAUACACAAAUUCUCCAGAGCCAAUGGAUAAGAAGAUACAUACCUAUGAGAGCUGCUUUUAUUUUGGCUCAUCUGGCUCACCUGUCUUUGAUAUCAAUUUCAAAGUUGUAUCGAUGCACAGUGGGGGGUUCCCCGACGAGAAACAGGGCCAUCUCCUUGAGUAUUCACAUCCCCUGUCACUCAUUAUUGAAGAACUCCUUAUUCAGAUAUUGAGAGACAAAAAAGUGGAUUUGCUGUUGGCAAUGGACACCUGUGACAUUCCCCCAAUGGUGAAGGAUAUGUUCAAGAAAAUAUUGAGUAAUAACAAAGGAUUGGUCUGGACAGAAGAGGAAAUUAUUAACCUCUGUGAAGGAGACCAAGCUUGUACCAAUACCGAACUUCUAAAGGAUUUUUUUAGACUUUACUCACAGAGAGAUGAACCCACGGAACCAGAAGCUAUGGACAUUUAGCAUUACUUUAGUAAACCUCUACUUUGUAUUAUGCAUUUCCCUCAUACAAAAAUAGUCAAAUACAAUUGUAGCCGUUUACUCUUUGCCACUCCAUCUAGGUGGCUGUCCCUCCACCUAGAUUACGUUACUGGGCUCAAUCCACACAAGAACAAAGGCAGUUUAAACCAGUUUAGUGUAGUUUGAGCAAUAUUAUGUGCAGAGCAGGUGCUCCAUGCUGCCAUGGCAGAGAUGUACUCUGAGACUGUGGGGUGAUGGCUGACUCUUCCACUUAAUCUCUCAAUCACUCUUCCACUUAACCCCAACCCUUACAUUGUAUAUGUUUUGAAAGGUUUUAAAUGUUUUGUGACUUGGUACCUUAAUGUAUUUUUUAUUUUUUAUAUCAAUUCACAAUAAGGACUUAUUUCAUAACUUCAAUAGUUAAAUCUUUUUUUUUUUUACUAUUAUAUCCAUUGUACUGCUCUUUCUGCAUUCCUAUUUAAAGUUUUCCCUUUUAUGCAAUUUUUGUUAUGCAUGUUAUUUUAGAGUGCAAAGUUGAAACCAUAGUUUUAAACACUAAUAGUGUUGUAAUAAAUGUAAUAAAUAUGGGAUUUUUACUGUUUUUAUUUAAUUUAAAUAAAUGUAUUUAAUUUAUACCUUUCCUUAUUUUACAUCAAACAAAAUGUUAAAUAAUUUGAUAUAAUAUCAUAGUGCAUACAUGUUGCAAAACUCUAACUGUUCUGUACCAGUUUUGUUAAUUAGAAAAUGUAUAAUUUUUUAGAAAAAGGAAAUUAAAAGUCCUACGAACAUUCCCUCUGGCUUCCAGAUGUGUAGUGUUGUGGAUAAAAACCAACACAAAAUACGAGAGGUCGAGAAGGAAAAGUUUUGAAAGAAAAAUACUUUAGCACUUAAUAGCACAGAAGUCAUAACCUGAGUUUGUUUGCAUGAACUCCUGAUCUGGCAUCAGGCUUCAGGUUAUAUCCCCACACGAUGUGGCUUCCCCCCCCACAUUCACUGACCAAUCACAACACUAUGCAUCGGGCCUAGAACUUUGAGACCUCCUUGUCCCCCACCCCAGUUCUCCAUUAACUAAACAUGCACUCAUCUUCCUUUCCUGAGUUCUCAGUAUAUGUGCAAAGGUCUGUUUUA